This is a messenger RNA of Branchiostoma floridae (Florida lancelet), 948 nucleotides long. RefSeq names its product guanosine-3',5'-bis(diphosphate) 3'-pyrophosphohydrolase MESH1-like. NCBI's taxonomy places the organism in Eukaryota, Metazoa, Chordata, Leptocardii, Amphioxiformes, Branchiostomatidae. The coding region runs from base 35 to 595 and encodes 186 amino acids. The record is from RefSeq and is a predicted model, not a curated record. Gene Ontology annotation, molecular function: guanosine-3',5'-bis(diphosphate) 3'-diphosphatase activity. The transcript has 3 exons.
CAGCCGUAAACUAGUACGAUCAGCGAUCGAGAAAAUGGCGGCUGACGCGGGAAACUUGGUGACGGAACAGCUGAUUGAAUGCAUGAACUUCGCUGCUGUUAAACACAGAAAUCAGCGUAGAAAGGAUCCUGACAAGACUCCGUACAUCAACCAUCCUCUAGGUGUUGCCUACAUUCUUAUGAAGGAAGGAGGAAUUACAGAUGUCCAGGUGCUACAGGGUGCCUUGUUACACGACACAGUGGAAGACACGGAGACCACCUUCGAGGAGAUCGAGGAACUCUUCGGCUCGGAGGUUCGCGGCAUCGUUGCCGAAGUCACGGACGACAAGACGCUCCCCAAGAUGGAGCGCAAACGUCUCCAGGUCGUCAACGCCCCCAAGAAGAGCCACAAGGCCAAGUUGGUCAAGCUGGCGGACAAGCUGUACAACCUCCGGGAUCUGGAGCGAGCCACUCCGGAGGGCUGGACCACGGAGCGCGUGAUGGAGUAUUUCCGCUGGGCAGCACAGGUCGUGGAGGGGUUGAGGGGAACCAAUCAGAUGCUAGAAAACAAGCUGGAUGAACUGUUUAAGGCCAGAGGAAUCUUGCCUGAAACAUGAUAAUUAUGAUGUUUACAUUCCAAUUAUGAAAGAAUGUUUUUGUCAUGGUCUCAGAGUGCUAUGAAUAUACAUUUGUAUAUUUUAUACCUAGACUUGUCCGAUGAGGAAACUUUUUUUUUACUCUCAGCAGUCUGUUAGUGACAGUGUUCUAUAUUAACAACUUUGGAAAUGAUGUAAAUUUAGGUGACUACCUGUGAUUUUGUAGGGUAGAUAGCAGGUUCUUGUGAUAAACUCUCUGGUGAUUCAAAUAGAAAUUUAAUGCAGAUGAAUAUUGAAAAAAGCUGAUGUCUGAAAACCAAAGUCAAACUUUUCUUGUGUAUUUAGUACAGGAAUAAAAAAAUGAUCAAUUGUCA